This is a messenger RNA of Toxotes jaculatrix (banded archerfish), 1408 nucleotides long. It is a transcript of the gene il15, whose product is annotated as interleukin 15. Gene Ontology annotation, cellular component: extracellular region. Gene Ontology annotation, biological process: positive regulation of T cell proliferation; positive regulation of tyrosine phosphorylation of STAT protein; immune response. Gene Ontology annotation, molecular function: cytokine receptor binding; cytokine activity. The transcript is spliced from 6 exons. The record is from RefSeq and is a predicted model, not a curated record. Lineage: Eukaryota; Metazoa; Chordata; Actinopteri; Toxotidae. The coding region runs from base 464 to 949 and encodes 161 amino acids.
UAACCUACCUCGGGUUUGGACUUGUAGCAGGAGUAGGCUCCAAGUAGCGUUUUCAUUUAAGAAGCUUCAAAGGUGUCAAAGUUCACACCGGUAGGAAAUAAAUAGAACGGAAUGAUCGGAGGUGUGUCACCUCAUGGAUCCACGUGGGCCCGGGGGAGACAUUUCAGUUGUUGUCGGUGAAGCUUUUACUAUCACGGUAAUUUGGUCAAAACCACACGAAUCACUUCUGUCAGUGAUGUAGUUUCACUUUCAGUUCGAGUCGGGACGCGGUCUGCUCCAACAAGCUCCUCCUCCUGUUUGUGCAAAAAAACAAAAACCUCUGCACGGAACAGUGGAAAGUCGAUUAUAGUACUAUGAGUUACUUCAACUUUUAUUCCAUUGCCUCUCAGAGCUGAAGGAAGAACUCAGACUGUACUGCAGUAAAAGUACUAAUACCGAAAUAUAGAAAUACUCUAUUAGAGGGAUGAGGCGAAUAUUGAAAAUCUCAAGCAAAAGUACAUGCUGCGUCCAGUUCCAGUCGACCUGUAACCUGUGCCAAGAGAGCCACAAAACUCAGGUGUGGCUUUGUUUCUUAGUUCUGAGCUCCCUGAGUAUUUCCACCUGUGCUGCUUCGGCAGACAAUACACGUCCUUUACAGUUUUGCUUGAAGGCGCUACAAAACAGGAUUGAGAAAUCUGAUGCUAUGCUGUAUGCGCCAUCGGUUAAUGACAUUAAAGAGAACUGUGAAAAUGUGUCACUCAAAUGUUACAUGUUGGAGUUGAUAAUGGUCCUCAAUGAAGAAGAAGUUAACGAUACUAUAGCAAACUGCAUCUUUAACUUCAAUGACAUUCUGCGUCCCAACACUGUCGGCUGUCCGCCAUGUGAAGCUUACUCACUUAAAAAUAUUACAAUAUUCCUGGACCGCCUAAAUAACCUUUUGGAAAAAAUGACUGCACAGAAGAACAAGUAAUAUGAUGUAAAUAAUGUAAGGUACAAAUGUGUAUUUGUAUAUAUCUUUGAAGAAUUGUGGCACUGUUUUUAUUUUAUACAUAUCACAGUGCGUCUGUCAGCCUGUAACAAACCAUGCCAUCCAUAAGCCCAUAUGAAAGGUUGUAUAUUAUUUUAGAAUGCAUACAGACCAAACUAAAUUUGAUAUCUAAAACAUAACAGUUUAAAUGUAAAAGAUGAUAGUACUACAUUACAGGCCACUGUUUUUUUGUUUUUUUUUUCUGUACAGAUUUUUCUGUCACCGUGUGUCACAAUUUGCCCUUCAGUCGUACUGUUUUGAGAAAUGUAUUAGGCAGCAUAAAGUAGCGGCAUGCACUGUACAUAGAGAAUGUAUAACAUUAUAAAGCUCAUUACUUAACACUACCGAAUGUAAUACCUAUGAUACAGUAUCUGCUCACGCCAGUAAAUGAUCUAUACAGUC